Molecule: messenger RNA, 2049 nt
Organism: Folsomia candida
Lineage: Eukaryota; Metazoa; Arthropoda; Collembola; Entomobryomorpha; Isotomidae
Product: multiple epidermal growth factor-like domains protein 10
Exons: 4
Coding region: 90-1934 (614 amino acids)
Molecular function (GO): zinc ion binding
Source: RefSeq, a predicted model, not a curated record
CAGCGCACACUGUCCUUCUACUCACCAACAAAGUCUGGCCCAAAAAAUAAUAAUUUCUACUCAUCUGUAAUUUAAGUUUAAGUUGAAAAAUGUCUCUUAAAAUCAUCUUUACAUUAGCAAUUCUUCAUCUGGCCAAAGUUUCUGCAGUCAUUUAUCUCCGAGCAGGAGACACCUGUGAUAAUUCCGAUGUGGAACGAAUCUGUGAUCCUAGCCUAUUUUUAAACUGUAUCAAUUCAAUUUGCGGAUGCAACGACACCCUUCAGUUGGAACAACCUGCGUCAUACAUACUUGCAACAUGUGCCAUAAAAUUGGGCCAAGUUUGCCAAUCGGAUGUGGACCCUGCCAAACCAGGCUGUAUUAUCAACUCAAAAUGUGUCACAAAAUCUGAAAUCGAUCUGAACGGAAUUUGUACCUGUGUCGAGCCUGACUCACCUUCGCCGGAUGGCGAUUUCUGUUAUCAUCUGGCUGAUAAGACGAGCGAAUUUUGCGGACAAUUAAUGCCUGGAGUGACUUGCAAUGCAGAAGGGAAAUUAUUUUGCUCCUCUGGGAGUCGGUGCACGUGCGAGGAAGGGUGGAUUUCCGCCGGCGGCUGCUACGCGAACUAUACGUAUCCUUGCAAAACUAGCAGCAAUCACACUUGGGAACUGUGUCCGCCCCCAGCUUAUGGCGAGUAUCACCUCAAAUGCAGCAGUGAAGAAAAUGGUCAAUGUGAAUGUCUUUUUCACGAAGAAAAUAUAUGGAUUCCCAACCCAAGCGGUGGCCCCGGAACGUUCCCGGGUUGCUAUUUUCGUCCCGGGGCAUCCUGCGAGGAUAUCCAAGAACAUGAAAUGUACUGCGUCGAACUUUCCCGAUGCCGAGGGAUUAGUCCGAACCGCGUAUGCACCUGUGUUGACUAUUUCGCGCCCAAUGACGACAGCACGUUGUGCCUGCACGCUCCCGCCGAACUGCUCGAAUAUGGAGAAAACUGUCGCGACACGUAUCCCAGAGCAGUUUGCAAUUCUUUCAACAUGUUAGAGUGCGACUAUCCGUGUUUCGAUUGUGUUUGCGUUUGCCAAUCGGGUUACAGCAUUAAUACUGCCCUCAAUUUAUGUCAAGCUGCACAUGGGUCGGUUUGCGACUCCGUGGAAGGUGCCCCAUUUCCAAAUAUGACUUGCAACUCGGAAGAAUUUCUGACUUGUGUGGAUUCAAAUUGCGCCUGUGAAAACGAAGCCACCCAAUAUUUCAACCCUAUCACGUCCGAAUGUGGACUUCUCGCCCAUGAAAAUUGCACCACUCAACCAAACACGAUCCGCUGCACGCUGGGCACCACGUGUCAGCACAUCCAAGACAACACUUCCCGUUGCCGCUGCCCGACAAGGAUGAAAGCUACCGAAAAUCGGACCGCAUGUGAACAAAACCCUACCCUCGUAAUCUUAUCGUUCAACGAAACCUGUGACAUUUGGGACGUCGAAACUUCAUUUUGCAACAAUCUACAAGAUUUAUCUUGCCAAGGCUCAAUCUGCUCUUGCCCAAGUGAAGGACACGUCUGGAACGCUGAGUGGGAAUCUUGCUACGCCGGGUAUCAAACUGAUUGCGUUCCUUUCUCAAGUAAAACGAGCGAACAGUGUGAUCCAACCAGUUUGACGACGUGUUUAUCGACUGACGAUAAGUGUGGAUGUUUGGUUUUUCAGCUUUGGUGGAAGGACCGAUGUCACACUUUAGUUGGGCAUGAUUGCAGAAGUGAUAAGUCGAUUUGUGUCGAGAAUGCAGAAUGUGUACGAGGUGCCUGCAGUUGCGGGGAAGGUUUUGUACCAGACCCGGAGUUAAAUUUUGGACAAUGUAUGACAAAAGAAGGUGGGGCGGGAUCUUCGAUUAACGUGAAUAUGUUCUUGCUGAUUACACUUAUCGGAAAACUAUACUUGGUUAAGUUUUGGACUAAAUGUGGAUUCAUGUAAAAUCAUGUAAAUAUCCAUAUAUGUAUGAUGACACGAUCAUGUAAGCUUCAUCUAAUACAAUUGAAUCGUUUAAAUAAAAAUAGGAGAAUAAUGUUGUACGAAUUGUUUAAGUGAA